Molecule: messenger RNA, 124 nt
Organism: Funneliformis caledonium
Lineage: Eukaryota; Fungi; Glomeromycota; Glomeromycetes; Glomerales; Glomeraceae
Source: the annotation of a GenBank genome assembly
UUUAUUAUCUGUACGCAAUGGGAUAGACAAUAUUAAAGUAGAAGAUAUUAAAGCCAGUCCAACUAUUGCUUCUGAAUAUGAAGAAUUUAAUCAUUUAAUGCAAGAAACUGAACUUUAUGUACCA